UCUUCUGUUUUGAAAAUUAUAAAAUUACUCACGCAUGAGUUAAUGAAAAGAAAUAAAGUUACUAUUAAAUGUCAUGGAUAAUAAACUCUUUCAAAAGUUAUAAGUUGGAAGUGUUGGCGGAUACGAACACCGCGACACCAGAGCAGCAACAACAUGGCUUCUUCAUUUUUAAAAGGACUCCCAGUUUACAAUGAGCAAAAUUUUAGUAGGUUCCAAGGAGACCCAAGUGGUCGAACCUCCUAUAAGAAACCCCCUGUUUAUCUUCCAACCAAAGAUAAUCCAAGCUCUCAGGAAAUUGUAACUGAGAAGACAAAUAUCCUCCUGCGUUAUUUACAUCAGCAGUGGGAAAAGAAGUGUCCAAAAAAGAAACGUGAGACAGGUUCUGGCAGCAAUGAAGAAGAAGCUCCCCGCAACAAGCGACCCCGUUUAGAACCUGGCCCUUCUUCUGAUUCUCCAUAGCCACAACUACUACUACCUGUAGCAGUCAAUCACAUUUGCCAUUGAAUAAGACAGGAUUAGGUGGACUCGUAUGUUUGUGUUUACUGAACCUGCUUCAAGAGUUGAGGCUCAUAGUCAUAAUCAUUCCUGAGGUGGAGUUAUGAUGCUCAGAAAUAAACCUGUUAAUUCUGCAUAGUGUUUAUCAUUAAAUUAAAAUGUGGAUUAGACUUAUAAAUUUGAAAUAUGUUAACUAAUAUUUGAAUAUGAAGGUGUGAUGGUUUUAUAAAUUUGGGUCCAAAAUUGUAGUGGUUUUUGUACAGUAUGUAAAGAAUGGGUUUUGGGCCGAAGUUCAAUGGUAUCCUAUAAUACUAAGAUUGUACUAAAUAUUACAGUGUAAGAUAUAUUUUUGAAGAUUGACUGUGUCUUCCUUAACUGUCAGCUAGGUAUUUUUUUUUUAAAUCAAACAUUUAAUUUGCCACCUAAGUGAAAUUGCAUUUCUUUUUUUAUUAAUGGAAGAUACUGUACAUUAUUGUUGCUGUGAGAUUUUAAUGUUCAAUAAUGGAGGCAUUAUCUAGCAGGUGCCAAUAGCUUCGAUGAAUACCUCAUAAAGAGAUAAGCAAAUUAUUUUUUUCUAGCAUUUAACUUUGUUAUAGUCCAUUUCAUCAGUAAUGAAGUUCAUAUACAAUAAUGCUUUGUUUUUGUUUUUGAAAGGUGAAUUUCCUGGAAGAAGUUAAGUAAAUGGUUUAAUAGAAUUGAUGUUUGAUUAUAUUAAUUUUUUGGUUUCUUACGUUAAUUUUUGUUAAAAGUUAUAUUAAUCACUUGAGUUUUUAAUAUAGUCUAGAAUGGAUAAGUGGGGGGAUGAAUCUGGCACUGAUUGAGACUGUAUAGAUGUUACUGCAGAGCUUGGGAUAAGGAUAAUAUGAAAGUCUUACUGUGUGGCAUUAUUGAAUAGUAAAAUUUUAGGUUAAGAAUGCUUUACCAUGAUAAAGAUUUUUAAGAGUUAUGUAUUUGCUUACCUUCUCUUUUAUGUAAAAGCAGAUUUUUUGCUUGUGUGGUCAUCUUUGCUGAUGCAGGAUUUUAUACAGUUUCGAUCAGGAACUAUAUUUUUGCUACUCUUAGUAAUGUUUGAUGGUAAUAUAUUCUCAUACCAUAGCUACUACAGAGUGGGAAGCAUGUUAAAAUAUUGGCUUAAUAGAUUUAAUUACCAGUAAUUAUAACAUGUAUUUUUUUCAUGAAUAAUGUCUGUGUGUUAUGUAAGUCUUAGUAGGAAGCUGUCAAGGUACAGUUUUGCUAGGAAACUUGAAAAAGCUUUCCCAUAUAAUACUGUACAAGUAAUGUGUAAAUCUUUGGGAAAUUACGCAUGCCUUCAGUUGUUUGCCACACAUUAAUUUUUUUUACUUUAGAUAUUUUUCAAGAAUCAUAUUUGCAUCUAAACCUAAGUAUAAUAAAUAGUGCAAGUAGUAGUCUUAAACAUUUAUAAUAUACUAAAUUAGUACCAAGUGAUAGAAAAGUUUCUAGUCAGAAAAAAAAAAAACUGCAGUGAGUUAGUGAACUACAAGGACAAACAGUUGCGUAGAUGAAAACUAUGAACAUGUUCUUUUAUCUGAAUUAUGGAAGAAACCAAGGUAAUAUAAAGUUACUUCGUGGGAUUUUUAGUACAGCAUUUCUAUUUUAUAACCUGAAUAGAGAAUCAUGCAUUUUAUAUAUAUAUUCAUUAUCCAUUUUGAUAAUAUAUUUGAGAACUUUCAGGAUUAAAUAUUUAAAAAUAUAUUAAUUCAUUGUGAAAUUGGUUUCAUUCAGUGUCUUGUUUCUAUAAUUAAUAGUAUCAAGAGAAUUGAUACAGGGAGGUGCAGAUUUUUCUUUUCAUUGCAUCACAUUCAUUUCAUACAUCUGAAGACACAGCUGUAUUGUAUAUGUAUAUAUUAGUGAAUGACAGGGCAAAAAUCUAAUAAGAAAAUGAGUAAAAUUAAA
This is a messenger RNA of Cherax quadricarinatus, 2409 nucleotides long. RefSeq names its product DET1- and DDB1-associated protein 1. Gene Ontology annotation, cellular component: Cul4-RING E3 ubiquitin ligase complex. The record is from RefSeq and is a predicted model, not a curated record. NCBI's taxonomy places the organism in Eukaryota, Metazoa, Arthropoda, Malacostraca, Decapoda, Parastacidae. Gene Ontology annotation, biological process: positive regulation of proteasomal ubiquitin-dependent protein catabolic process.